UCAGAAAUUAAAUCUUGGUGGGAUUUACAAAGUAUAGGUAUCAAUGAAAAUCCCGAAGAAAACGAAGAUGAAACUGCUCAAGAAUUGUUUAAUAAAUCAAUUAGACAAGUUGACAAAAGAUAUAGAGUUAAAUGGUUAUGGAAAGAUGAAAUUCCCGAUUUGCCUACUAAUUAUGGUAUUGCUUAUAAAUGUUUGGAAUCUUUGUUAAAUCGUUUACAAAAUGAACAAGGAUUAGAAAAUUUAAAAAGAAUAGAUAAAACUAUACAAGACCAAUUAAAGCUUGGAAUAAUUGAAGAGGCUUUCAAAAGUAAAGGAGAAUUGGAACAUUAUUUACCGCAUAGACCUGUUUUUAAAGAUGAUAAAAUUAGAGAAGUUUAUAAUGCUUCUGCCAGAUCUAAAGGUCAUAAAAGUUUAAAUGACUGUUUAUUUCGAGGUCCAUUAAAAUUACCAGAUUUAGCUGGAAUGAUUAUGCGUUUUCGAUUGUCUAAAUUUCCGUUAUUGGCAGAUAUAGAAAAGGCUUUUUUGCAAAUUGAAUUGGAAGAAGCUGAUAGAGAAGUUACAAAAUUUUUAUGGUUAAAGGAUAUAAAUAAACCGUUAAAAUUCGAUAAUUUAAUAAUUUACCGUUUUACAAGAGUAGCUUUCGGAAUUAUUUGUUCACCUAGUCUU
This is a messenger RNA of Meloidogyne enterolobii, 666 nucleotides long. Lineage: Eukaryota; Metazoa; Nematoda; Chromadorea; Rhabditida; Meloidogynidae. The record is from the annotation of a GenBank genome assembly.